This is a messenger RNA of Scatophagus argus, 2996 nucleotides long. It is a transcript of the gene gpc5a, whose product is annotated as glypican 5a. The transcript has 9 exons. Bases 649 to 2373 code for a protein of 574 amino acids. Gene Ontology annotation, cellular component: cell surface; extracellular region; plasma membrane. Gene Ontology annotation, biological process: regulation of protein localization to membrane; positive regulation of canonical Wnt signaling pathway; cell migration. Lineage: Eukaryota; Metazoa; Chordata; Actinopteri; Scatophagidae. The record is from RefSeq and is a predicted model, not a curated record.
UCACAGACAACCACAUUCACACCUGAAAAUGAUAUGGGAAUGCUUUUAUAACCCAAUUUGUCAGUUUAAGUACACUCAGGUGUGUGGUUGUCUUUAGGCAAAGAAUGUCAAUGAAAAAGGUUCCUAAUUUUGCACGAAGGGUGUUCGAUCCUAAAUUGCUCAUAUGAAUAAGUCCCUUUAAAAUCCAAGAUACUCGCCCCUUUUCAGGUGAUUUUGAUUAAGAAAAAUCAAACGAGGAUCUGCUACGAGGCAUGUCGGUGGUCUUUUCAGUGUACAAGUCAUUAAAAAUGAAUCAAGUCUGGAAUGGAAAGUGAGUGUAGUCCACCAGAUGGCGCUGUUAGACUGCGUGUGACAGCUGCGCAUUGAGCCUCCGAGCACAGGUAACAUUACGGUACCGCCUCUACUGUCGGUCCAACCAACUUGAACAACAUGCCGCUUUCAAACAGUCAGUCACACCGCAGCAACUUUCUCUCUGUGCCUGGAUUUAAAUGAACACCUGAAGCGUUCUCUAGACUCAAACGCCUCAUGAUCGACACCGAAUCCUGAAACCUGAAAUGUGGACGGGACUCACCUGAGUGGACUAAAGGUUAACGUCCACAGAGGCUUGUUGUUUUAAGGGUGGGCGCAUUAACCCGGAAUUUUAUUAAAAUGCCUGUGAUGUGGAGGACCUGCAUCUUUUUCCUGGCGUGUUGCUCGGGAUUAGGGUUUGAAAGCCCAAACAAAUGCGAUGAAGUGCGCAAACUUUUCCAACUCAGGCAAAUUGGACCAAAUCAGUUACUGCCUUUAAAUCCCAGACCAGGUUCAGACCUUCAGGUGUGUAUGUCCAAGAAUCUGACCUGCUGCACCAAGAAGAUGGAGGAGAAGUACCAGGUGGCGGCCCGGAGAGACAUCCAGAACCUUCUCCAGACGUCCAGCUCCAGCCUGAAAUUUAUCUUUUCCCGUAAUGUGGCAGCUUUUCAAGACACCUUUGAAGUCCUGAUGAGGCAGGCGGAGAACUACACUAAUGUUGUUCUCCACGAGUCGUACCGCACCAUGGCUGAUCAGGCCGUGGGCCCUGUGCGGGAAUUCUUUACUGACAUUGGUCUCUUCCUGUUGGGGUCCGAGCUCAGUGUCGAUGACUCAGUACAGCGAUUCUUCAGCGCUCUCUUCCCGCUGGUCUACAAUCACCUCAUCAACCCAGGCCUUAGUGACUUAUCACCAGGCUACGCAGAAUGUGUGAGGGCGUCCAGCCGUGAUCUGAGACCAUUUGGUGGGACGCCCAGCCUCCUGGCAGAUCAGAUUGCUCGGUCUGGGGUCUCCGGGAAGCUUCUCCUUCAGGCACUGCACCUCGGCAUCGAAGUUAUCAAUACCACAGACCACCUACAGCUGAGCCGGGAGUGCAGACGGGCGCUGCUCAAGAUGCACUACUGUCCCCACUGUCAGGGCUUAACCCAGUCCAAGCCCUGCAUGGGUUACUGCCUCAAUGUGAUGCGUGGCUGCUUGGCGAGCAUGGCUGAGAUUGACACCCACUGGAGGGACUUUGUUCGCUCGCUGGAGGGCCUGUCAGCACGGAUGCAGGGACCCCAGGAUUUAGAGCAAGUGCUUCUGGGGGUUCACACGCUGCUUCAUGAUGCCGUUGGACACGCUCAGAAAAAUGGGCCCCGCCUCUCAGCACAGGUUCACAAACUGUGUGGCCCACCAAGCAGGAAACCUGCACAGUCAGUCAGCAUCCAGAGCAGCAUCAGCAGCAGCAGCAGCAGCAGUGAGUCCAUUCCUCUUAAAGCUCUUGUCAGAGCGUCAGGGGACUCGCUCGCUGUCAGGAGAAGGGACUUUCUGAACAGUCUACGUCUAUACCGCACGUACUACGGUGGCCUGGCGGAUCAGCUGUGUGUGAGUGACCUGGCCUCUGGUGAUGGGCUGUCCUGCUGGAAUGGAACCGACAUCGUAAAAAGCUACACCCUUCGCGUGGUGGGCAGUGGGGUCAAGGCUCAGAGUACCAAUCCCGAAGUCAAAGUGAAGGGAGAGGAUCCUGUCAUAAAUCAGAUCAUUGACAAACUGAAGCACAUCAAUCAGCUUUUGCAGGGAAAGUCCAUUCCUAAAUUGGGGUCACUGGACCAGAUUGAAACAGGAAGCGGAGAUGCUGAGGGACGGUACAGUGGCGACUGUGAUGAUGAAGACGGAUGUGGUGGUUCAGGUGGUGGCGAGAAUAAGAAGAAAAUCCCCAGAGUCUCCAAAUUGAGUCCAGCUUUGACGGGUGAUCAUACACAUCAUCAUCAUCGUCAUUAUCCACUUGCCGAGGAUACAGAAAUGGAGGGCAGAUCCAAGAGCCUUGGACUGAGAAGAGCCAUCUGGGUCUUGAUUUUGCCUUGUUUACAUAUGCUCCUGGCCUUGUAACAGCUGCCUUUUUGCAGCAUGAAUCUUUCAGGACUUGAUUUCAAGCUUAUUAAUCCAGAAAUGAGAGGGCCAGUGGACGUAACAAGCUCCAAUAUGUAAUGGAGCACCGCUUCCACACAGUGCAGGACAUGGAAGGAGUGAACACUAAUGUGUGUGUGUGGAAAUUACACUGUGACUGUGAGGCCUAUAUGUAAUAGAACAUUUGGUUCAGCUUUGCAAUUAUUAAUUAUUUUUCAUCAGUUACCUGGCAUUCAUUAACACUAAUACUGACAUUAUUUAUAACAGCUGAUGUCAAAACUAAAUACAGCAUAUGUUGUAAAAGAUUAGUAUUAAUUUAAUUGCAUUUCUGCACAUAAUAUAUGAUCUGUAAAUGUAUAUAAUCAUUAAUUUGGUUCUGCAUAUUACACUGUAAAGCACUCCAAAGAGCGUGGCUUGUCCUUUUAAAUGGGGUUUUACAACUGCUGUGAAAUGAGUCAAGUCAAGUAAUGAGAAGGUUACUUUUGAUAUAUUCAACGUGGUGAGAUAUAUAUAUAUAUCUAUAUAUAUAUAUCCCAUUGUUCCCAGUUUCAGUAUUUGUAAAAUCAUUGUAAAAUCACAAAUUAAAAUGACCUGUUACUCUUGUA